Molecule: messenger RNA, 2703 nt
Organism: Sardina pilchardus (European sardine)
Lineage: Eukaryota; Metazoa; Chordata; Actinopteri; Clupeiformes; Clupeidae
Product: prostaglandin E2 receptor EP1 subtype-like
Exons: 3
Coding region: 361-1473 (370 amino acids)
Biological process (GO): positive regulation of cytosolic calcium ion concentration; adenylate cyclase-activating G protein-coupled receptor signaling pathway; inflammatory response
Cellular component (GO): plasma membrane
Molecular function (GO): thromboxane receptor activity; prostaglandin E receptor activity
Source: RefSeq, a predicted model, not a curated record
GGCGAGAUUGUGUCUCCACGUGUAACAGUAGUGACGGACUGCUAAACAUUUUCUCUUUCAACUGGCGUUGAAGAGGAUGCGGAAGAUUUCGCAAUUGAUAAUAUUAUAUACCGAGAGAGACAGAAAUACUUGUCCAUACAGAAAACACUUUAAUUUUUUGCACCACAAAUUGGAUUAGAUUCUGCGCUCUGGAUUGACUGUGGAAAACACGGAUUCGACUGUUUCUUAAUUUUGGGGACUGAAGUAUGGGUGAAUUAAUUACAUUCCAAGUUGGAAGACAUGGCAGUUGCUUAAAGGAUGCAUAUGAUGAGUGCCUAGUACUGUAUCUGUGAGGACCCCCAUGUGCUCCUCGGCCAAGUGAUGUUGGCCAUGCAGCAUUACAACGCCUCUCCAACUGCCCUCGCCAACCAGAGCCAUGGCACGGCCAAAGUGGCGGCAGUGGCGGCCGAGGCGCAGAACAUCAGCGACCAAAGGACCCCUACCGCCGCCGUCCUGUGCAUGACCCUGGGAAUUCUCUCCAACAUCCUGGCCCUGUUCAUCCUGGCCAAAGCCUACAAUCGCAUGCGCAGGCGCUCCAAAGCCACGUUCCUGCUCUUCGCCAGCUCCCUGGUGGCCACGGACUUGGCCGGACACAUCGUCUCGGGAGCCCUUGUGCUCACGCAUUACUCGAGCCCGGGCUCGCACAACAACUCGGGGAGCGUGGACCCCUCCUGCCAGUUCCUCGGCGGCUGCAUGGUCUUCUUCGGCCUGUGCCCGCUCUUCAUGGGCUGCGCCAUGGCGGCCGAGCGCUGCCUGGGCGUGACCAAGCCUCUGCUGCACGCCUCGUGGGUCAGCACGGCGCGCACCAAGCUGGCGCUCUCCUUCAUCUGGCUGGUGGCCCUGCUCGUGGCCCUGCUGCCGUCCUUCAACCUGGGCCGCUACACCUACCAGCACCCCAUGACCUGGUGCUUCAUCAGCGUGCUGGAGGAGACGCGGGCCGGCGACGUGGCCUUCGUCCUCAUCUUCUCCGGGCUGGGCAUGGCCUCUCUGGCCGUGGCGAUGGUGUGCAACACCAUCAGCGGGAUCACGCUGGUGCGCGCCAGGCUGCGCUCCACGAGGACCAAGUCGCGGCGCGCCGCCAAGUCGCACGACAUCGAGAUGGUGGUGCAGCUCCUGGGAAUUAUGAUCACCUCGUGCAUCUGUUGGGUCCCCCUGCUGACAUUUGACCUGAUGUCAGUGAUGCAAUCGUACCGUGGCUAUAUGGACGACGACCAAAGCUCUUACUACAAAGAACUUCUUCUGACAGGAGUGCGGCUAGCGUCCCUUAACCAGGUCCUAGACCCAUGGGUGUACAUCCUGCUGCGACGGGCAGUCCUGCGCAAAAUCUACUGCCUCACCACCUGCGGGAGGGUCAAUCUCCAGGGAAGUACUUUCCGGCGCUGGGAGAUAAGCUCUCUGCAGAGUUCGGAGAAAAAAUCUGUCAAUCGAAUGUGAGCGUUACACUGGGCAAGGCUGAGGUGAAGCCGACACAGUGCAAAAUCAUGAGUCAUGAUGGACAUUCGAAAUUUAAAAUGCCCCUACGAUAGAGAUCAGCCUCUCUGCUUCUUCCAGGUAUCAAGGAGGAGGUUAAGAGGAUUACUCAAAAUGACUCAUUGUCCAUGACAGACCCACCCGGCUAGUCUGUUUUUAAUGUGAAUGUAUUUGCAAACUAUGCUAAGUUCAAGUCACAUCUGCCUAUGACAGUUGUGGAUGGCCAGUGAAAAAAGAAAAUUGUAUGAUGUUGUGUUGGUAUGGAAGUAAAAGAAUAACGAGCAUCAGAUGUCCCCAAUACAUUAACUGAAAGAGGAAACUGAUAAUGGCCGCGCUCCCCAGAUUUGUUGAGAAGCAUUAAGAACUUCUUAGAGCAUUCUUAUAACGUUCUUAGAGCGCUCCUAAGAAGCUAUAUUAAGCUAUGUUAAGAGCUUCUUAAUGAAUCUGGAAAACGUGGCCAAUAUGGUUAACAGCUGAGCAGAAAGAUGGUUGUUUUGGGGAUGACUGAGGAUGUAACAUAUUGUGAUGCUUUCAAGUGCAACUUUGAACUCAGUGUUCCUGGAAGCCUUGCCUUCUGGCAUUUAAUUAAAUAAAUCUUUAAAAAAAAGAAAUAGUUGCUUUGUAAAGCCCAUCUCAACAUUGUUAUGACUCAGUACUUGACAGAAACUGUUUUGCCAUAGUUGUUUCUUUUGUAUUGUUUUUGGCUUGGCAUGACUGUGGGUGUCUUAAUAGGUUGUAAAAGCAGUGAGUAAUGUAGCCACAGUAAAAAAGUGAAGUCUUAUUUUUGCGGAGAAAUGCUUUUGCUGUUUUAUGUAGCUUAUUUAUUGUGUAACACUGUUUUCCCAGAUAUGUGGGAGGACUUGAAAUUAAGCUAUUCCAAUGUAAAAUAUAUUGAAUGUCAUAACAAUAAAACAAAAGUGUAGAUGUUUAUUGCUAUUUCAUUCAUUUUUUUCAGUCAGAGGUCUUGAUCAGGUCAUUUCCCAUUAAAUGAAGCCUGCAUAAUUAUAAAAACCAAUCAAAUGACGUUUACAGUCACAUAAAACUUGGAAGUCAUAUUGCAAAACAAAGUUUUUCAACUCAUUUGAAAUCUCAAUAAUAUCCUGUGUUGUGAGGAAAACACUAAGGGUAGCACAAGUUACAAAUAGGCCACUUACAUCUUUAUUGUUAAAAAUAUAUAUAUUUUACUCUCUCCUG